AUGAUUCAGAGGUAUGUACUGUUGUUCCUCUGUGAAGUUACUGUUUCUUCUGGUUUUACAGACAGGGUGUUUUUGAGAUACACGAGUGAUCUGCAAGCAUACUUAUGGUUUGUGUUUGUGCUUUCAGAGCUGGAGGACCUGUUGAUGUCCCUCAAGCAGGUGCAGCAUAGUUUGAAUGACUCUCAGAGUCAAGAGGACAUAGAGCUGGUUCUACAGCUGGUCCAGAAGUCAGACUUCCAGAAAGCCUUCAACAUUCACAACGCCGUGGCCCACUAUAUGAACCGGCCCAGCCCUCCCUAUCCCCUGACAGACCACACACAGAGCCUCGCACAAGAGGUGGAGGUCAUGAUGCACAACAGCUCGCAGAAGGAAGGACUUGAGCUAAGCACCCUGCUCAAAACUCCUCACAUGCAGGCACUUAUGAUGGCCCAUGACAGUGUGGCUGAACAGGAGAUGCAGCUGGAGCCUCUUGUUCCUUCUGUCAAUCAAAGUGAGACUCUCACCCAGUGGGGCGGGGAGACUGUCAAAUUCGUGCGGCUUGAGAAAGCAAAGGACAUUCCAUUGGGAGCGACUGUUAGAAACGAUAUGGAUAGUGUGGUCAUCAGCCGCAUUGUGAAAGGAGGAGCGGCAGAACACAGUGGCCUCCUGCAUGAAGGAGAUGAGAUCUUGGAGAUCAACGGUGUGGAAAUCCGUGGCAAAGAUGUCAACGAGGUCUUCGACAUCCUGGCAGACAUGCAUGGCGUACUGACUUUUGUUCUCAUUCCCAACGCGCAGACCAAACCACCUCCUGUUAAAGAGACUGUGAUGCAUGUGAAGGCACAUUUUGACUACGACCCCUCAGAUGACCCCUACGUUCCGUGUCGAGAGCUCGGCCUGUGCUUUCAGAAGGGAGAUAUCCUCCACAUAAUCAGUCAAGAUGACCCUAACUGGUGGCAAGCCUACAGAGAUGGGGAUGAAGACAACCAGCCACUUGCUGGCCUGGUCCCUGGCAAAAAUUUCCAGCAGCAGAGAGAGGCAAUGAAACAAACCAUAGAGGAGGAUAAAGAGCCUGAGAAAUCAGGAAAACUUUGGUGUGCUAAAAAAAACAAGAAGAAGCGAAAGAAGAUGCAAUACAAUGCUAAUAAAAAUGAUGACUUUGAUAACGAGGAGAUUCUCACAUAUGAAGAAAUGGCACUAUAUCACCAGCCAGCCAAUCGCAAGCGGCCCAUUGCUCUCAUCGGCCCACCAAACUGUGGUCAAAAUGAGCUCCGACAAAGACUCCUCUCCAGUGAGCCGGACAGGUUUGCUGGUGCUGUUCCUUACACCACGCGAAGCCGUCGCGAUGUCGAGGUGAAUGGCCGCGAUUAUCACUUCGUGUCCCGUCAGGCCUUUGAGAUGGACUCUGCGGCAGGGAAGUUCAUAGAGUCUGGAGAGUUUGAAAAGAACCUCUACGGCACCAGCACAGACUCAGUCCGACAAGUCAUCAACACGGGCAAAAUCUGCCUCCUCUGUGUACACACUCAGUCUUUGAAGGUAUUGCGCAGCUCAGACCUCAAGCCCUACAUUAUCUUCAUUGCUCCUCCAUCCCAGGAGCGAUUGAGAGCCCUCUUAGCAAAAGACAACAAAAACCCAAAGCCCGAGGAGCUGAGAGACAUCAUCGAGAAGGCCCGUGAGAUGGAACAGAACUACGGCCAUUUGUUUGACGCCGCCAUCGUGAACACCGACCUGGACAAGGCCUACCAGGAGCUGCUGCGUCUCAUCAAUAAAUUAGACACUGAACCUCAGUGGGUCCCCUCAUCCUGGCUACGCUGAGAUAAAGCCCACUCACAGUGGCCCCUCCACAGACGGGUGUAAAUGAAGAGC
Molecule: messenger RNA, 1842 nt
Organism: Sinocyclocheilus grahami
Lineage: Eukaryota; Metazoa; Chordata; Actinopteri; Cypriniformes; Cyprinidae
Product: MAGUK p55 subfamily member 5-A-like
Exons: 12
Coding region: 1-1791 (596 amino acids)
Molecular function (GO): protein binding
Source: RefSeq, a predicted model, not a curated record